CAAGACAGCCACCUAAAGUACCGGAAAACAAUGACAGACAACCCUAUUUCUCUAGACUCUCUAUUUCUACCUUAUCUUGGCCUUCAGUCCGAAUAUGAGCCGUCGCCGACGAAAGAACCCGUCUUGUUCCUCAAUCAUCACAUCCGCGAGUUGCCCCCUGAUCUCGCUCGUCGGUUCUCGUCGAUCAUUAGUCCCAAACAGCGCACGGCUAUUACAACAAUUCGAAACCGAAGGACAAAGUACAGUCAAUCGUCACCGCCCGAAUUGAGAUUUGCUAAUGCCAAGAAGCAAUGGCCAAUGCUCUGGGGUCGGGGAGGGAGGAGCGGCCAAGAUGAGGGGAAAGAGGAGAAGGAAUGGGCAGAGAAAGAGUUCCUCGGUGGACGGAAGCAGGAGGUGGGCAAGUUAGGCAAGCUCUUGGCCGAGUAUGAGGAGGAAAGGGAGUCGGAGAGAGUGAGAGCCACCAGGAGGGAGUACGCAAUGACGGUGCAAGAGGAGGGGGAGGAAGAGGAAGAGGAGGAAGAGGACAGUGAUGAGGUAGACUCAGGAGCUUUUCGCGGUUUGCCUGAAGAAGAAACUGAAGAAGAAGCAAAGGCGACUUUCGACAGACGAGUCAAAGAGUUAUUCAUCUAUGGAAUGUUGGAGACAGAUCUAUAUGACAAGGUAGACUGGGACGAUCAGUAUGACGAAGAACGGGAGUCCGAAGAACGGUGGUUUGACGAUGAUGAAGACUAGCAUGGAGGACCGUCUGCAUGCUGCAGCGCGCGCUCUAGCUAAUCGCGCGGCAAACAGUACGUGACAUCGGUUUGGAUACAUCAUCCAUGUGCUCGAGCCGUCCACCUGAGCUCCAGGCCAAUAAGGACAGGACAACAAGCAUCACAGAACGCGGUAUGGUCCGAUUUACUGAUGUCUCUGCAUUCCGCAUUUGCUUCGCGGAACGUGCAUCUGCUCCUGUGGCAGACCAAACGACGCUGCUCUAUAUCCGGGCGUUCGUACCUUUGACAGUGGUGGGCCUUGGUGCCGAACACAUCCUCCUCGGACUAGUAACAGGCUGACAGUUUCUGGCUUUCGUUUGCCCACGUGAUAUAGAGUAUUAGUAGAGGUAAAACCAACGCCAAUACACCUUUAGGGUAUAGACAGAAUCGUGAUCCAGGCGCGACUAAAGCAGAUCUAAAUAUGCUUGCGACCCCUCUUGAUGAAAUCCGC
Molecule: messenger RNA, 1203 nt
Organism: Gloeophyllum trabeum ATCC 11539
Lineage: Eukaryota; Fungi; Basidiomycota; Agaricomycetes; Gloeophyllales; Gloeophyllaceae
Exons: 3
Coding region: 31-732 (233 amino acids)
Source: RefSeq, a predicted model, not a curated record